This is a messenger RNA of Entrophospora sp. SA101, 924 nucleotides long. The record is from the annotation of a GenBank genome assembly. Lineage: Eukaryota; Fungi; Glomeromycota; Glomeromycetes; Entrophosporales; Entrophosporaceae.
AUGCGACUUUUACAGAUCAUAAACAAACUGUGGAGUAAAAUUACAGAAACAAAAUGGGCAAUUCUUUACGUCAGAUUUGCAGCUGUACGAUUAGUUGUUGCAAUAGCAAUGAAUGCUGUUAUAUUGAAAUUACAUGAAGAUAUUGCAGAAAAAUUAUUAAACUUACAUGACAUUGAAAAUGAUUUACCUGAUGAUAGAAAAUAUGCAUAUAUAAAUUACGAUUAUGAAAUUUAUAGAAGGAUUAAUCUAGCACGAAGUCUUAAAUGGAUAGGCCGUAUAAAUAAUCAAUUAGAAAUUGACCGUCCAUUUAUAGAUGAUGAUACAGUCGAUACAACUGACAUAAGUAGAGCUGUAAUAACUUGGGAAAUUAUUCAUUUAUUAAUAUUAACUGGAUUUGCUGCGUCUUCAUUAUUCUUUGGUUAUAAAUUGUAUCAACAUUUUGGAUGGAACAUUUACAAAAAAAUUGGUGCUAAUAUUCAAAUGCAAGCAAUGUAUCGAACAUACCUUGUUUUUCUUCUAUUAAUUAAAUUGGAUACGUUUUUACUAUUGGGAUUUCAAAUCCUUACUUUAAGUUUUUUAUUUAGUGAAAAUGUUGAAGGCAACACAAGAACAAUCAUACUUCAAUGUAUUAUGGUUGCAAUAGUAAUACCAACAAUCGGUUUAGCUUUAUGGGGAGUAAUUAUGAUUUCAAAUUUAAUUUUCAUACUUGCUUCUGUUAUAAUUAAACGUGAAGAAGUAUUAUUGCUGUUGUUGGACAUUUUGGGUAUUUUACUGAUUGUGCUAUCAAUGAUUGUUGCUUAUUUAACAGCAAGGAAUUUUGGUUUUGGAUUAGAAGAUCAUUUUCAAAAGAAACAUCAAAUUGUUACGGUUGAUUUGGAAUCAAGUGGGGUUCAACAGCCAACAAGAUUUUCAAUUGAUGGUUAA